AUUGUUUUUUCGCGUUCUUAAUUUGGUGCAUAAAGUUGGUGUUAUCGAUUGAAAGUUCUUCUAUGGAAAAAAUUAUUCUGUGGGUACCUAAUUUUUCUGAAGGACGUAAUAAGCAGGUAAUAGAACAAAUUCAAAAUGAAGCCUUAAAAAUUCCAGGUUGUAUAUUGCUGGACUCCAAUUCUGGAUAUUCCACACAUAGAACAAUUUUUACUUUUGCCGGAAGUCCAGUUGUCAUAUUAGAAGCGGCUCUGAGAGCUUCUAAAUUAGCUUUCGAACUCAUAGAUAUGUCCCAACACGUUGGUGAGCAUCCGAGAAUAGGAGCUUUAGACGUUUCACCUUUCAUUCCUGUCAAGGGGGUUACAUUAGAGGAGUGCGUUGAAUAUAGCAAAACAUUUGGACAAAGACUGGCUUCUACUUUGGAUGUUCCUGUUUACCUAUACGGUAGAUCAUCCGACAAGGAAUACAGAAACAAAGUGCCACAAAUCAGGGAAGGCGAAUACGAGAGUUUGAAGGGAAAAUUAUUGGUCACAGAUUGGAAACCAGAUUAUGGACCGGCACGAUUCGUACCCACUUGGGGUGCCAGUAUAGUAGGUUGCAGAGACUUUUUAAUUCCUUUCAAUGUUAACGUAUUGAGCACCAAAGAACAAGCUCACACUAUCGCCAUGAAUAUCAGGGAAUCUGGCAGAGGAAUAAAUUUGCCAGGAAAGUUGAAGCACGUUCAGGCCUUAGGUUGGAUGCUAGAGGAAGACAAUAUGGCUCAAAUAUCAACCAACAUAUUAGAUUUCCAUUCCACCCCUAUCUACCAGGUCUACGAAGAGGCCUUGAAAGAUUCCAAAGAAAUGAAACUGGCUGUAAUAGGAUCUGAGAUCAUAGGAAUUGUUCCUAUCCAAGCUCUACUCGAUUGUGCUAAAUAUUACAUUGAAACUGAGGAUUUGAUGAUCUUAGACGAGGAAAGCAAAAUUAAGCUAGCCAUAGAUCGAUUAGGACUGAACACUGUCAAACCUUUCGACCGCAAAAACCAAAUCCUCGAGUAUAAAUUGCGCGAGAAAAUCUCCAAGCCAGGUUACAAAGAUAUGAAGAUAAACGAUUUUAUAGCAUUAGUUGGUUCCAGAUCUCCGGUGCCAGGAGGUGGAGCCGUUUCAGCACUUGUGGCAUCUUUGGGAACAUCCCUGACUUGUAUGGUAGGUUUACUCAGUCAAGGCACUAGGAAACUCGAAGCUAAUAAUUCAACAGUUAAAAAAAUUUUGCCUGCCAUUUAUGAAAAUCAGUUUGAACUUCUUGAUUAUAUAGAUAAGGAUUCGCAAGCCUUUAAAAAUGUUUUGGCUGUCAAUAGAAGGGAAUAUAAAGAUUCCGCUGAGAAAUCUAGAGAAAAAGAAUCUGCUUUGCAAAAUGCCACGGAAGUCCCAUUGGAAUUAGCCAGAAAAAUUUCUAAACUGUGGGACGGCCUAAUUGUUCUAUCUACCAUUCUGAACCCUCAAGCCAUCUCUGAUUUACAAGUUUCGGUUAGACUGUUACACGCUUCCAUCUACGGUUGUAAGUACAACGUUUUGAUCAAUUUGAAGAGUUGUCAAGAUGCGACGUUCACGAAUAAAACUCGGGUAGAAAUAAGCGAGAUUUCAUCUCUGGCAGAUGAUUACAUGGAGAAAAUUUUAGGAAAUCUGGAAGAAAAAUUGUCAAUCUAAAGGCCGUGUUAUGCUAAUUUCGAAUGAGUUAUUCGUAUACUUUAUUUUUAAAUUUAUCAGAUCAUUACAACAUCUUAACAACCUUUCGUUUAUGACAAGGUUGUUUUUUUGAAUUUAACAUGUGUUUUAUAUAUUCCCAAAUCAUUGAUUAAACCUUACGAAAUAUUUAUUAUUUAUAUGAAAUUUAAUUAUUUAUUUGUAUAUUUUUUUACAAGCCUACUAUUUUUAAUUUUUAAAAUAAUAUUUUGAUGUCUGGAAACUCGAUUUGCAUUCGAAGUUCUCCUUCAACCUUAUUAUAUUAGGCGAACUGUUAUGUUCCGCGAUAGCCUAUUGAGUAACGUAAUUUUUGCAUCAAAAUCGAAUCUAAUAUGAGUUGUUAUACGCUUUAUUUUUACUUCAUAUUAUAAAUAAAACAUUCAUUAUUUUUAUAUUCUUAAUUAUGUAUAAAUAUGUUUAAAACUUCGAAAAAUAUGCGCAACCCACCUUAAUGGGAUAUUAAAUAAUAGU
This is a messenger RNA of Gordionus sp. m RMFG-2023, 2189 nucleotides long. RefSeq names its product formimidoyltransferase-cyclodeaminase-like. The coding region runs from base 63 to 1682 and encodes 539 amino acids. Gene Ontology annotation, molecular function: folic acid binding; transferase activity. Lineage: Eukaryota; Metazoa; Nematomorpha; Gordioida; Chordodea; Parachordodidae. The record is from RefSeq and is a predicted model, not a curated record. The transcript has 14 exons.